GUCUUAUAACAGACAAAGCCAUAUCAUCGAAUUCACAUUCUUCCUUCUCCAUACCCUUUUUUUUUCAAACCUUGAUCCAAACCAAAAUGAGUGCCACAAACCGCCAUGCUCUUGUUCUGGGCGCUUCGGGCGUCGCCGGAUGGGCCGUGGUGAAUGAGUUGCUGGAAGGAUACCCCGCCAAAGGAACCUUUUCCAAAGUCACCGCCGCUGUCAAUCGCCCUCUCAAGGUGGAGGAGUCAGGAUGGCCCUCCCCAUCUGACAUCGAUUUCAGGCUGAUUUCCGGCGUCAACCUGCGAGAUGGAGGCGAUUUGGUUGAUUCUAUUCCCGAUUUACACAGCGUGACUCAUCUGUACUAUUUUGCCUACCAACAGAACGAUGACCCGCCCACCGAGAUCUCAACGAACCUGACCAUGCUGGAUGGGGUCAUCAAAUCCUUGGCUAAACACGCGGUCGAUUUCCAAUUCGUCGUGGUCCCAACUGGCACUCGCGCCUACGGAUACUACGUCCCCGGGGGCGUCUUCAAGCCACCGUUCCGUGAAGACAUGGGCCGCCUGCCCGAGCCCGAAGGAAGCAAGCUCUUCUACUACGCCAUGGAAGACUAUCUCCACAAAGCCAGUUCCGGCCAACCCUGGACCUGGUGCGAGGUGCGACCCGACGCCAUCAUCGGCUUCACCCCGAACGGCAGCACAUUCAGCCUGGCUGCUCACUGGUAUAACUAUCUCUCCCUGUACGCAGCCGUGGAAGGCCCCGGUGCCUCCAUUCCUUACCCGGGUAACUUGACCGCGUAUAAAUCCCUCUUCAACGGGGCGUCCGCCGACAUCAUCGCCCGGUUCUCCAUCUACGCCUCUCUGCACCCUGAACAGACAGGAAACGGCGAGAUAUACAACAUUGCCGAUGAGGACCGGCCCCAGAGCAUGGAGCACAUCUGGCCGGCUGUUGCGGGCGCGUUUGGCCUGAAAGGCACGCCCCCCGUGGAGAAUCAGGAGCCGCUCUUGCUUCGUCCAAGCGAUUACAUGGCCGUCCAUGGCCAUAAACAGCCUGCGUUUUCGGGUAGCCAAUUGACCAAGGGAAACUGGAUUGAUGAUUUUGGGUCCUGGUAUACGUUUGAUCGGCCCUUGGCUUUGGAUAAAAUCCGGGCUGUGGGUUUCGAUGAACAGCGGGAUGCUGCGGAUGCUUAUGUGAAGACUCUGAAGCUCUUUCAGGCUGCUGAUAAUAAGGGAAAAUAAGAGCUGUCUCUGGAUUGAGUUGUCAGUUUCAGCACCAGCGUAUUGUGAAUAUCUUUGCACAGCUUAGGUUGUUCAUAUGUUGUCCUGCAGUCUCUUAGAUAGUGAACUCACUUACAAUAUCCACCAAAAACAUCGUACGCCAGUUUCAACUCGAAGCAGGGCGGAGCUGAUACAUUGUAGUCUUCAGUGAUAAAGAUUUUCAAAAUAUCCAGAGUUGGAUGAAAUAAGAAGCCUAUAAUGAUGCUAUGAUUCAUGAGUUCUAAGUGAAGUCUUGUUUCUCAAAUAUAAGGUAAAAUAGAAAUAUGUUU
Molecule: messenger RNA, 1534 nt
Organism: Aspergillus wentii DTO 134E9
Lineage: Eukaryota; Fungi; Ascomycota; Eurotiomycetes; Eurotiales; Aspergillaceae
Product: SDR family oxidoreductase
Exons: 3
Coding region: 87-1226 (379 amino acids)
Source: RefSeq, a predicted model, not a curated record